AUGUCUCUGCGUCCGUCCACUGCUCCUCUGCGUGCCCCUUUGCCUUCUCCUCCUGAGUCCUCUCUUCCUGCGCUUGCCGACCCUGAGUCGGACUCUCUUCGCGCUGCCAGUCCUACUGUCACGCGUCUGCUUGCUACUGUCGUCACUGACCCCUCUUUUGAGUCCACUGCUGCGUCUGCUCUAGUCGCUGAGCUCGUUGACUUUGCUGCUCGCUGUCGUCUCGACUACGCUGCUAGUCUUGUUGCUGAGUCUGCGUCUGUCUGUCCUCCGUCCGUCGGGGGUGAGUGUGCUCUUGGCACGGACGUCCUAGAGGACAGGCAGGAGGAGUUACAGUGUCUAGCGGCUGCUUCACCUCAUCUCGCGUCUGUACUGCUUGCCCCUGAGGGAGACCCGGAUGCAUUAGACAUCCCGACUCCGCGUUCUUACGCGGAGGCUGUAGAGGGUCCCUACUCCUCUCAGUGGCAGGCAGCUAUGGAUGCAGAGAUGGCUUCCUGGAAGUCCACAGGCACCUACGUUGACGCGGUUCCCCCUCCUGGGGCGAACAUCGUCAGUGGCAUGUGGAUCUUCAGGGUGAAGCGGCCGCCGGGCUCUCCACCUGUCUUCAAGGCACGGUACGUUGCUCGUGGCUUCAGUCAGCGGCAGGGAGUUGACUACUUUCAGACCUUCUCUCCCACCCCGAAGAUGACCACUCUUCGGGUGCUGCUGCACAUAGCCGCUCAGCGCGACUACGAGCUUCACUCUCUCGACUUCAGCACUACGUUCCUGCAGGGUAGCCUGCACGAGGAGAUCUGGCUGCGCCGUCCACCUGGCUUCACUGGGACUUUCCCUCCUGGCACCCAGUGGAGCCUCCGACGGCCAGUCUACGGUCUCCGCCAGGCACCGCGUGAGUGGCACGACACACUGAGGACUACGCUUGCGGCUCUUGGGUUUGCUCCUUCUACUGCUGACCCGUCGCUGUUUCUGCGCAACGACACUUCACUGCCGCCGUUCUACAUCCUCGUGUACGUCGACGACUUGGUCUUUGCCACAGCGGACACUGCUGGACUCGCCUACGUGAAGUCCGAACUGCUGAAGAGACACACGUGCACACACCUGGGUGAACUGCGCAGCUACCUUGGCUUGCAGAUCACUCGGGACAGAGCACGCCGCACCAUUACCUUGACUCAGUCACACAUGGUGCAGCAGGUCCUUCAGCGCUUUGGCUUCACGUACUCCUCGCCUCAGGCCACUCCUCUGCCUACUCGCCACUCACUCUCAGCUCUGCCUUCGGAUGAGUCCGUAGAGUCGAGUGGUCCACCAGAGCACAUGGCUGCAGCGAAGAGGGUAUUGCGCUACCUGUGCAGUACGUCGGGCAUGGGGCUAGUGCUUGGAGGGCGGAGUCCAGUGGUCCUUACCGGCCACGCGGACGCUUCUUGGGCUGACGACCAGGCUACGCAGCGGUCGUCACAGGGUUACACCUUCAGCCUUGGUUCCGGCUCUGUCUCGUGGCGGUCUACUCGUUCGUCUUCGGUUCUCGGCUCCAGUUGUGAGGCUGAGAUCUACGCCGGGGCCAUGGCUGCACAGGAGCUUCGCUGGCUCACCUACCUGCUGACUGACCUUGGAGAGCCGCCUCGUUCUCCUCCAGUGCUGUACGUAGACAACAAGGCCAUGCUGGCCUUGUGUCGAGAGCAGCGCUUGGAGCACAGAACGAAGCACAUUGCUCUCCGCUACUUCCUUGCUCGUGAGCUGCAGCAGCGUGGUCAGUUGCGACUUGCGUACGUGGCCUCUGAGGCCAACACUGCUGAUGUGUUCACCAAGGCACUCGCGCCUUGUGACCAUCAGCGCUUUUGCACCCAGCUGGGUCUUGUACCUGUCUUGCCUCACUUGCUCUCCUCUUGA
Closterium sp. NIES-65 is the source of this 1878-nucleotide messenger RNA. The record is from the annotation of a GenBank genome assembly. Lineage: Eukaryota; Viridiplantae; Streptophyta; Zygnematophyceae; Desmidiales; Closteriaceae.